Messenger RNA from Anarrhichthys ocellatus (wolf-eel), 2839 nucleotides. RefSeq names its product junctophilin 3b (gene jph3b). The record is from RefSeq and is a predicted model, not a curated record. NCBI's taxonomy places the organism in Eukaryota, Metazoa, Chordata, Actinopteri, Perciformes, Anarhichadidae. The transcript is spliced from 2 exons. Gene Ontology annotation, biological process: regulation of synaptic plasticity. Gene Ontology annotation, cellular component: junctional membrane complex; plasma membrane; endoplasmic reticulum membrane. The coding region runs from base 30 to 419 and encodes 129 amino acids.
CAGGGGAAUUGCCAAGACCUGUUUCAUGCAUGUCCACUGGCGGCAGGUUCAACUUUGACGAUGGGGGGUCAUACUGCGGAGGGUGGGAGGAGGGCAAGGCGCACGGCCACGGGAUCUGCACGGGACCCAAGGGCCAGGGCGAGUACUGCGGUUCCUGGGCCCACGGCUUCGAGCUGCUGGGCGUCUACACCUGGCCCAGCGGGAACACCUACCAGGGCACCUGGGCUCAGGGCAAGAGACACGGCGUGGGCGUCGAGAACAAGGGCCGCUGGGUGUACAAGGGCGAGUGGACGCACGGCUUUAAGGGACGCUACGGCGUGCGGGAGAGCACGGGGACGAGCGGGAAGUACGAGGGGACUUGGAACAACGGGUUGCAGGACGGAUACGGAACAGAGACGUACUCAGAUGGAGCUUCAUGAGGACACACUGUGUAUUUGGAUGCCUUCAAUUCAGGCCAUGCAGUCUUAAGGGAUGAAUAAAAGGUUGGAGGGACAGAUGAGGACAGCAGCUCCCAAGUAACAACUCCCAAGAAAAACAAGGUGUUUUAGAAAACAGGGUUGGGCGGAGGGCUGAGACAUCAAAUCCAUGUCUUCACCCUCCAUUUCCACGCUUACAUGUACCAUGCCAGUUUAAUCACUCCGGUUUGCUGUAACAGAUCUAGUCAAAUACACAGAACAAAAUCAUUCACACUUCAGUGGCAGUGUAGGAGGCUAAUUUAUUAAUAUUAUUAAUAUAAUAAUAAUAAUAUUCUUUCACUCCAACCGAGCUAGUUGUGGUUUUGGUUGGAGUCUACACCCAUUUGUGGCUCUGUGAGGCCAGCUUAGCAUCAGCAUGCUAACAUACUGAUGCUAAGCUGGUAUGAUGUUUACCAUCUUAGUUCAGAGUGUUACAAUGCUUACAUUUGCUAAUUAGUCCAAAUGUUUUAUUAACAAUACUUGACAGGGAAGGCGUGUCAGCUUUGGCUCAUUACAUGAAUAGUGUCUUUUCAAAAUAAACUUCCGCGUUCACAGAAAAAGUACAUCUCCCGCUCAUUGUCCUUUCAAAAUAAACUUGGUAGACUUACUUACGUUGCAAGUAAGUAAACUUCUUGGCUAGGCUUACGAAAAGGUCGUGGUUUGGGUUAAAAUAAGUAUGCUUUUUUAAAUGUAAAAUAAGUAUGUUUGUAACAAAAGUAAGGUAAAGGAUGUCAUUGGUGACUUGGUUUCACACGAGACAUGAGCACUAGUCUCCUGGGUGACAAAGCGAUGUUCGAUCAGCCAUUCACCCCAACCUCCACCCUUAGUGGACUUUCACGCUUUUUUACAAUACGUACCUUCUAAUACUGACACAGAUGGCUUUAUAAUGGGGUUAGUUGAAAGCCUAGUGCGUCUCAUACAGACGCUAAAGUGUGCCUCUGUGCUUUUGUAUAAGACGCCAAGGGCCACUGACCAAGCGUCUGUAUUUGACGAGUUGGGAGUCAGAACAGGUUGUUCUUGGGAGAACCAAAAGACAAAUCACCACUAAGGUGGACGUUAAAAUCGAAUCUAAUCUACACAUUAACUAUAGCCGAGACUGAUGGGAAUGUCACUUUCGAAAAAAAGGGAUCAGAGUUGAAACAAUUCAUCUUCUGGUGACAAUGAAUGUCUAUAAUCAUCCAACAGUUGUGGCAUUUCACUCAAAAUCACAAAUGUGAACCUCAUGAUGGGGUUAGAGGAAAAGUCACAGGGUUGCCAAAGUGAUUAGGCGUCGUCUUCUGGGAACCAUGAGUAAUGUAGUUAAGGUUUUGUGCCAGUCCAUCUAGUGGCUGUUGAGAUAUUUUGUGGUGGUUCGACUGAUCGGCAUUGCCAUAGCGCCAUGAUGCUAGCAUGACAACAAAUAUAACCAAAACAAGUAGGACGCCAGAAAGAUCAAAUUGUUUUACUGUUGUGAUCUCUAAAUCUGAAAGUUCUGCCAAAUUACGUUUUGGCCACUUUGAUCCAUGUAAUAUAUCCAUGACUACAUGUUUCUACAGUAAAAAGCUAGAACAUCUUUAAUUUGUAAAAUAUUUUUUUGAAGCAUCAGAUUUACCCUGUAAUUGAAAUCAGUGUCAUUAAUGUAAUUUGAGUCUCUUAGACUGAGACAGUCACUGUUAAUGAGACACCGCACACCAUAUGGAUUCCUGCUUAAAAAUAGACACAUGCGCACACACACACACGCACGCACACACGUAUACACAUUGUGCGUGCAGAAAUGUACACACAUGAAAUCUGGCGGUGUGAGUUGAGCAACAGAGCUGACAACAGCAUACACGCAGUUAAAGCUUUGUUACAUAACUCUACAACUUGCAGGGCGUUUUACAAUGCCGGCCUGGACCACACACACACGGACACACACACACACACACACUCCUGAGCUGCCCGAUAAAAUCCGCAGACUGGUUGAAUCAGGACAAAGGAGAUGAUAACCAGACAGAUGGGGCAGACGGACAGAUGGACAGAGGUGGGGAGGGAUAGAUGGAUCGACAGAUGUACAGAUUGAUGGAUGGAUGGAUCAGUUAAAUGAUGAACAGAUCAUGCAAAGAUGGCAGGUUGGAUGGAUGAUUAUCGUGAUUGCUAUGAGAGAUUCACUCUAAUCAAGGGAGUGAGAUGAAGACAAAAUGGAUGGAAAAUUUUUUAUAAGAAAACCACUCAGAGAGAAACGUGUUGGAGAGACGGCGUAGCGCUGUGAAGUAUUUGAACCCACAUACUGUAAACGCAGCAGAGAUUGGCCUAGUUAUGAGUGUUUAUCUCACUCAAGCAGUACACCGUGUCCUUAUUAUAACAGCAUCUAUUUGUCCUUUGUAUAAAUAUAUGAGGUGGAAUUAUUUUAAUGGAGAGAGUGA